ACGGCGCAGUGCACGCGUCGAUUGUCGAGUUAUAAAGCAAGCGCGCGCGUGGCCCCCCUUGUUACUUCGCUCAUCCGUUCGCUUUCAAAAGAGAGAACCCUAGGAGAGGGAUUAAAAUACGGUGAGCUUCUCAGCGAGACAGUUGCGACUGGUUAGCCGAUACGUACGGGUGCACUCAGAGUUGUCAAAGGGUUGUGAUGGGUGAUUUCGGGUGUUUUUGUGGAUUUUUUUGGUGACGCGGCCGGCGAUGGUGGAAUAGAGGGAUGAGGGAAAUUAUCAUUUUGAAAGGACCUAAUCAAGAAUAAUCACCGAAGCAAAAAUGAAGUUGUCGUACACAUCAAAUAGAUUUCCUCCAACGCAGCAUACGCGGUAUCGCAGCAGUUGGGGGCCAUCCUCAGUCUCAGCAUUUUCGCGCGCCGACAUACCACGUCCCUCACCCGAGGAGGAAGAGUUUCAGUUUUAUCAUGAGCGCCUUCAUUCCGCCCAGAGCCGUCAGUUGAUCCCGCUCCAGGAGGAUUUAGCCGAUUGGAUCAACAAGACGAUAAAUGUCGAUCAUAUAACUGGUGAGAAUUUCUUCGAUGUCUUGGAUAACGGCGUGAUAGUCUGUCGCUUGGCUCGUGUCAUUCAGGAAAAAGCACGAGCUGCUAUCGAUGCAGGUCGUGCCAAGGGGCCGGUCCCCGUAAUACGUGGAAGAUGCUGGGAGAACGCAGCCAGGCGCAGCUUCUUUUCAAGGGAUAACAUGGAGAAUUUUAUACAAUUUUGUAGACGUCUUGGGGUACACGAAAAUCUGCUGUUCGAGAGCGACGAUCUUGUGCUCCAUGGACAGCCACGUAACGUGGUGCUGUGUCUACUGGAGGUCGCCCGAUUGGCCUCAAAGUAUUCCUUAGAACCACCUGGACUCGUUCAGCUUGAACGGGAAAUCGCAGCUGAACAGGAGAGAGAUCUACAUUGUAUGUCUGACAGUGGUAUAUCUCACAGCAGUCUUGUGUCAUGGCAAUUUCAGCCUCCCUCGCCCACGCCAUCCCCAAGACCUUCAAAUGAGAUUAUGAAGCAUAGCAGUUCGGCGUCAGAAGUAACUGCAUCGAGAUGGCUCGACGCCUCACCGACCACGCCUAUCGAGACAGAUAUGCGUAGAUCUGUGAGUGACAAUGGACCCACAGGAAGCGACGGUGUACCCAGUGAUACAACAGAGGACGACUGGUCACGUGGCAGCGCCGAGGAUCCCGAUGAGGUAUCACCAGUGAGCUCACCGUCACCCGCCGAACCCCCGGAACACGUUGGACCAGUGACCGAACUCGAUCGAAAGGUGCGACGUGUAGCUGAGCAGGUUCAAAGACUUUGCCAAUGUUCGCACGAGAAAUGCUCGAGAUUGAAGGUGCGAAAAGUUGGAGAGGGACGCUACCACAUUGCUGGUCGCAAUGUCUUCAUUAGGUUGCUGAAGGGAAGACACAUGAUGGUGAGAGUUGGCGGUGGAUGGGACACCCUGGAGCACUUUUUAUCGAGGCACGAUCCAUGUCAGGUGAGGGUCCUCAGCCGUGAGAGUACACCACCACCACAGCACAACGGCAUCAAAAGCCCAAGCUUCCUGCACAUACGCGCCAAGUACAGGAGUCCACCGUCCGAGCCAGUAUCUGGCCGUUAAUAUUAUCACUCGAGUCAUCCCAUCCACGUAAUACUCAAUGCACAGUGCCUCAGGAUGGGGAAUUAACGUUAAACAAUAAACAAUACAGUAAUAAUAAUCAUUCGAGGGUUCAAAUUCACAGCGUUCACAAGCACCAUUAUAUUUCGAGUAUAGAAACACGUAUCUGUGAACGAUUUAUCAUUCAUUAGUGUUAAUAUUACACAUUGUAAACUAUUUUUCAUAGCAUCAGGUUGAUCAAGGUCCAUUCGGCACUGUAUCUCUGUUGAAUGCGAGAAUUUCAAAUACAAUGUCUAACGUUUUUACACGAGACAGAUAUUUUGGAGAAACUUAAUCGGUAAUCAAUGCUCACGUGUCUUAUACGACGUUUAAGAUUCAAUCAAGUAUUCUUAGCAUUCUUCAUGGAGUUAUCGAAUUUAAUGCACGGGUUACUAACGUAUUUAUGCGGGGGUCAAGUAGUUUCAUCAGUCGAGGAUUAUAAAUAUAACAAUUCCAGUUUGUCUUCCGAGAUUAAUGAGCAGUGAAUUAGUGGAGAUGAAUGAGUAUUUGCAGAUUUAACAAGAAAUCAAUUCUGCGAGGAAAUUAUCUGCAUUGUUAUGUUAUAACAUGUGAGUGAGUUGGUCUGUGAGAAUUCAUCGAGACAAUUCCUUCAUGCAUUCCACUUUUGCAUUUUUUUAAAAGAGAAUUUUUGACAUUUGCAUGCAUUUUUUGUCGAUUAAAGUGUUCAACUUGGCCCUCGCAGUAGCUUGAAAUGACAAUUAAAUUUGCCUAAAGCGCUUGAAAAAUUGGCAAUCACAAGGUCAUGGUUAUUAAUGAUUGCACUUUAGAAUCAUCGCUCUGUUACCAUAUACACAAACGAUAUGGUGUGGAGAGGCGAUGGUUAUCGUCAAUUUCUCUGUAAACUCGAUCACUAUAAAAUCCUUUGCACUUAUCAGCACGCAAUUGAAGUUUAGUGAAGUUAAUCACACUAUUGCCUCAAACCACAAAACAAAUAUUGGCUCAGUAUUGUAAUACUUAAUGAUACUUUUUGUAUUUUUAUAUAAACUAUUAGAAUAGUGAAUUCUAAAAUUAUGGGAAUCAGGAGUUUGGAAAAUUUUUUGUAGAGAUAGUGGUAUAAUCAUUGAAUUUUUCAGAAAUGCAAGGGAACGUUUUGUAAGGGCAUACCAAAGCAAAGGAGUACGCGACGAGUUGUGUCAGCACGUUGAGGCUUAUUUACGA
Molecule: messenger RNA, 2857 nt
Organism: Diachasma alloeum
Lineage: Eukaryota; Metazoa; Arthropoda; Insecta; Hymenoptera; Braconidae
Product: growth arrest-specific protein 2
Exons: 8
Coding region: 320-1642 (440 amino acids)
Biological process (GO): actin crosslink formation
Cellular component (GO): actin filament
Molecular function (GO): cytoskeletal adaptor activity; microtubule binding; actin filament binding
Source: RefSeq, a predicted model, not a curated record